CCUUCAAAGGAAUUUGGUGUAAACGUUUAUUGGAAGCGUACCCCGAAUCCGACGAAGAAUCUCCUCAACUGACAGUUGCGGAGCUGAAAAGAAUCAGAGCCGACUCACCAGAAGUACCAGAAGUACCAGAAGUACCAGACGUACCAGACGUACCAGACGUACCAGAAGUACCAGAAGUACCAGAAUUAAUCUAUUGGUUUCCCACCGAAAUUUUGGAGAAAAUCUUCAUGAAUAUCGAUACAACGACCAGGGUUCAGUGUCAAAAAGUAUGUAAUCGUUGGUGGGACAUCAUCAAGACUACCUGGUGUGCAGUGCGACACGUCGUGAUCCUCAGUACUAGUUCCACCGUUCGCAAUCAUGUAAUCGAUGGAACCGGUGAUACUGUUACGAUUGUAUCACCAGCCAUCGAUUCCCUGGAGCAGGGACUGCAUCGUCAACAUGCUGUCCGGUUCCUCAAGACUGUAAACCCGGCAAAUCGGCAAAGAUUUUUAACUCUAAUCGUGCAUCCCAGGACACCACUGUCAUCUCAGGUUGAUGAGUGUCAUUACAAUAUCAUCUCCCAGUGUAGUCGGCUGACGUCUCUGACGACUGAAGUGGUGGAUGCAGACAUGAUAAAACUGAUUAGUGAAAGUAAGACCCUGCAAGAGCUGACUUUGAACUACAAUGGAGAUUCUUAUGUGCAUUCAUCAAUGUGGGAUCCUCUUAUUGAACUGACAACCCUGAAAAAGCUCGCCAUUCUCUCUAGAGUAGAAGUGCGCUCUGGCCGGUGUGUACAACUGCAAUUACCUCUGGGGACAGCAUUCCUUGGCAAAGUGGCACUCAACCUUCGGAAAUUGGAAUCGAUUUCAAUUGGAGCUUCCGUAUACUUAACCGACGGUGGUAUGAAGUGGCUGACCUUUCUACCGUGUUUAAAAGAAGUGAGGAUUAAUUGCUGCGCCUUGUUGACCGGCAAAUUCCUCGAGGAGUUGCAACAUGUGGAAGUCGUGAUUUUGACGGGCUGCGGGAUCAGGGAUGAAGGAGUAAUACCAUUACUAAAGGCUUCGCGUACUCUACGAAAGCUUGGUCUUGGAGGCACUGCUAUCACCAACGACACCAUCGUGGCUGCCAUUCAGGAGACAUGGAAACGCACCAACGGAAUCGUCUUGACUCUGGACGUCAGUUGCACAUAUACUGAUGUGAGUGCCUUCCAGGAGACCCCUCCACUUUUGGAACUUAUUAUUUAAACCAAAAUAUAAGAAGUAUUAACUAUUUAUUAUAUUGAAUAUUGUUAACCCACAGUUAGUGACGUAUUAUGCACUAAUGGAACUUCGAAAUAAUUAAUAAUUUUUUUACUGUCGUUAUACAUCGAAUGUAAAUAAAAUUAUGGU
Molecule: messenger RNA, 1367 nt
Organism: Diachasmimorpha longicaudata
Lineage: Eukaryota; Metazoa; Arthropoda; Insecta; Hymenoptera; Braconidae
Exons: 5
Coding region: 228-1223 (331 amino acids)
Source: RefSeq, a predicted model, not a curated record